This is a messenger RNA of Anopheles nili, 1343 nucleotides long. It is a transcript of the gene Tgt, whose product is annotated as queuine tRNA-ribosyltransferase catalytic subunit. NCBI's taxonomy places the organism in Eukaryota, Metazoa, Arthropoda, Insecta, Diptera, Culicidae. Gene Ontology annotation, molecular function: tRNA-guanosine(34) queuine transglycosylase activity. Gene Ontology annotation, cellular component: cytosol. The record is from RefSeq and is a predicted model, not a curated record. Bases 1 to 1317 code for a protein of 438 amino acids. The transcript has a single exon.
AUGUUUACAUCGCGAGCAAUUAAAAAAGUCGCCGCAAGGCUACACGCGCCUGGACGUUAUUUUGUUAUUCGUGAGACUGCAACAAAAUCAACAAUGAAGCCAGAAACAAUACCCAGUGAAUCCAACGACACCACGGACGCCUCGUCAUCACCACCGCUGCAGUACCGCGUGACCGCAAGGUGCAGCGUGACGAAGGCCCGCGUCGGUGUCAUGAGUGUGCAGCAUGCAGACGUCGACACACCGGUUUUUAUGCCGGUCGGUACGCAGGGCACGUUGAAGGGCGUGCUCCCAGAACAGCUGCUCGCUUUGGAUUGCCGAAUUAUGCUCGGUAAUACAUAUCAUCUCGGAAUGCGUCCCGGAACCGAUGUGCUGGAAAAGGCAGGCGGUCUUCAUCGAUUCAUGGGUUGGCCGAGAGCGCUGCUGACCGAUUCCGGUGGUUUCCAGAUGGUGUCGCUACUGCAACUGGCCGAGAUAACCGAGCAGGGCGUGCGCUUCGAGAGUCCUUACGAUGGAAGCGAGUGCAUGCUGACACCAGAACGCAGCAUGGAGAUACAGAACGCCAUCGGGGCGGACAUCAUGAUGCAGCUGGACGAUGUGGUCAAAACUACAACGACGGGACCUAGAGUUGAAGAAGCGAUGCACCGCACGAUUCGCUGGCUUGAUCGUAGCAUUGCCGCCUACGGACGAGACAAUGAUCAAAGUAUCUUCCCGAUCGUACAAGGUGGCUUACAGCCAGAUUUGAGGAGAGUUUGUGCAGCCGAAUUGACUAAACGCAAUACACGAGGAUUCGCCGUUGGUGGCCUCAGCGGUGGUGAGAGUAAGGAUGAGUUCUGGCGCACGGUACAUCUCUGUACCGAUCUGUUGCCAGAGGAUAAACCGCGAUACUUGAUGGGAGUCGGAUUUGCCGCGGAUCUCGUGGUUUGCGUUGCACUUGGCAUCGAUAUGUUCGAUUGUGUGUUCCCGACGAGAACGGCCCGUUUCGGAUGUGCCCUGACACGGGCAGGGCAGAUUAACCUGAAGCAACGCACAUUUGCUCAAGAUUUGCGACCGAUAGAUGAGGAUUGCGAUUGUUCGACGUGUCGAACAUAUACCCGAGCCUAUUUGCAUCACAUCGUUACCGUUGAGCCAGUGGCCUGUAGCAUCGUCAGCGUACAUAAUGUAGCCUUCCAACUGAGACUGAUGGGCGAUAUGCGCGAAGCCAUCCGAGAAGAUCGGUUUCCAGAAUUUGUAAAAUCUUACAUAGCCACUCGUUACCCUAAUGACACCGUCCCGCAGUGGAUUCGGGAUGCUUUGGCUGCCGUUAACGUGAUUCUCUAGAUAUGGGAUUUGAUUUAUCGCUUUCA